AUGUGGCCUUAUUUGGUGGAAGCCAAUGAGGAACUGAUGAAUCGGGACAGAGAAUUAACAGAUUUAGAUCAAGCACUGAAGGAGAGACAGUGGGAAUUGAAACAAAGGGCGGCACAGGUUGCACAGCUAGACAUGACGAUGAAAGAACACCGCAGCGAAUUGGAAACAAAAGUUGUGAAGUUGGAAGAACAGUUGAGUAAAAGUCAGCAGAAUCUGAAAGAAAGGUCAAAACAGAAAACAAAAGAAUUAAGUUCCAAACUUAACGAUCACAGGAAAGAUGAACUUGAACAAGGUCAGCAUUUGAGAUUGACUCGUGAACAGAUGCAGAGACAACACAUGGAUUUGACUGACACUAAAAAGCAGCUUGCAAAGUCACAAAGAGAACAGGAUCGUAUGGCGAGAGAAUUGGAGGAAACAAUCCAAGUCUGUAAGAGUAAAGAAUUAGAUUGCAGCAAAUUGGCUGAGGAACUCGGUGCCAGUAGAGCCAGAGAAGCUGCAGCAGACUCAAGAUGCAUAGCAGAAAUACACCAUUUGAGGCAACAAUUGGAAUUGGACAUCAAACAGAAAGAUAUUGAAAUUUCCAGUUUACAAGAAAGUCACAGUACUUUACUAGCUGCCAAGAAUCAACAAGAAACCAACCACAGAUUACACUCUCAGCAACUUGAAGAGAGAAACAAGCAUAUUACCCAGCAACUACAGACUACUGAAGAUAAACUGACAAGUUUGGAAAAUGAACUACGGGCCAGAAAAGAAGUAGUUGAAGCUGCGAAUGAAGCCAUUGUGAUUAAGGAGGCAGAGGUGGCUCGUCUAAAUGCCAAGAUUUCUGGGUACGAAAGGGCAACAUUUGGGAUGAGAAAUCGAGAAAGUUCAUCAUCGAGGCAUAACUUAUUUUCCAUCAACGUCUGGAUUCGCACAAAGCAUGCCACCAUUGUUACCAACGCUAGGCCCAACUCUGCCAACUCCACAACCAAUGAGCUUCUCAAUGACUUCAUCACCGCGGACGAACUUACGAAGAGCCACGUCUGAUUACUCCUUGGCUGAUCACUCACAACUUAACAUGUCUGGCGUGAGUGAUUUACGCAGUGACGCAGGAAACAUCACAACAAGAGACUAUUUCAAACAACCAUUACCAUACUCUCAUAUGUCUGUUUCACAUAGUAGCAUUGGGGAUCUGCUUGCAUCAAAACCAUACACCAAGGGUCGAGUGGAGCCAGAACCUGAUUCGUUUCAGAGUAUGCUGCAGAUGGCAAGACAGGAAAUCAGUUCAGCACCCAGCACGCCAUCAAGGAAUCACUUCCGUACAUUCAGUCAACCAGUUGAAGCGCCAACAUCGCAGAAAAGCUUGGAUCAUGGUUAUUUGUCGAGUGGAUCAUCUUUGCACGCUUCACAUUCUAUGCCCGGUUCACCAACAAAAUGUAUGCCACCAUCAG
Messenger RNA from Saccoglossus kowalevskii, 1430 nucleotides. RefSeq lists its product as uncharacterized. Lineage: Eukaryota; Metazoa; Hemichordata; Enteropneusta; Harrimaniidae. The record is from RefSeq and is a predicted model, not a curated record.